AGUUCCAGGCAGCAUGGAAGGGUAAGUCUUUGAGCCCCAAAGCUGCAAGGACAGUUUAGAGCAAUUAAGUGGCCUCAGGACAACGCUGUGGACCGCCUGGCACCUGGGGAUCUGGCCGAGGCACGGGCCUUGCGUUGGCUUUACCUGAGUGGAAACCGCAUCACCCAAGUGUCCCCUGGGGCGCUGGGCCCUGCUCGGGAGCUGGAGAAGCUGCACCUUGACAGGAACCGGCUGCGAGAGGUGCCCACUGGAGCCUUGGAGGGUCUGCCUGCCCUCCAGGAGCUGCAGCUCUCCGGGAACCCACUCAAGACCCUGCGAGCUGGGGCCUUCUCACCUAUGGGCAGGUCGCUGCAGCACCUCUUCCUGAACAGCAGCGGCCUGGAGCAGAUUUCUCCUGGGGCCUUUUCAGGCCUGAGUCCCAGGCUCCAGAGCCUGCACCUGCAGAAGAACCAGCUUCGGACCUUGCCUGCCCUGCCCAGUCUCAGCCAGCUUGAGCUCAUUGACCUCAGUGGCAAUCCCUUCCACUGUGACUGCCAGCUGCUCCCACUGCACAGGUGGCUCACUGGGUUGAACCUGCGAGUAGGGGCUAUCUGUGCUACCCCUCCCAGGGUCCAGGGCCAAAGGGUGAAGGCUGCAGCUGCUGUCUUUGAAGCCUGCCCGGGAUGGGCUGCCAGGAAGGCCAAGCGGACACCAGCCUCCAGGCCUGGCGCCAGGAAAACCCCCACCAAGGGAAGAAAGUGGGGAGCAAAUAAGGUGGGGAAGGAAAGGGGUCGCCUCUGAGCAGAGCAGGCCGGUCCUGCCUCCGCCCAGCCUGAUGGCUCUUACUCUCAUCAGGAACAGGCUCCGAUGAGGUCUUCGCCGCAACCUGCAGGUCAUCCUCCAGCAGGGGCUUCUUGGAGCCCUGUCUGAGGGUCCGUGUCUUGGUCGGCGGGACUCUUUUCCCUUUGAAUAAAAAAAAUGGACUCAACCC
This is a messenger RNA of Carlito syrichta (Philippine tarsier), 970 nucleotides long. Its product is annotated as chondroadherin-like protein. Bases 337 to 780 code for a protein of 147 amino acids. Gene Ontology annotation, cellular component: plasma membrane. NCBI's taxonomy places the organism in Eukaryota, Metazoa, Chordata, Mammalia, Primates, Tarsiidae. The transcript is spliced from 5 exons. Gene Ontology annotation, molecular function: protein binding. The record is from RefSeq and is a predicted model, not a curated record.